AUGCGUGAAAUUGUUACGCUGCAACUUGGCUCAUUAGCAAACCAUGUUGCCACUCACUUUUGGAACUCUCAAGAAGAAUACUUUAGUUACGGUGACAGCACGCAAAUCAAGACCGAGGAGAUAAAUCACGACGUUCUGUACAGACAGGGAGAGACAUCGUCUGGCGUCCUGACAUAUACACCAAGAACACUGAUUUACGAUCUCAAGGGCGGAUUUGGAUCCAUGCAAAAGUACAACAAGCUUUUCGGCGGUGUAGACACAGACGCACAACAAGUGCCUUGGGAACAAGGUAUCAAUCGUAUUGACAGACGCAUUACAAAGAACCAGUAUCAACAGCAGUUGGACCGCAUGGAGAUGGAACAUGUCGAUAUGGAUGCUGCUAUUCAACAGCUGGAUCAAACAGUCAACAAUUGGUCAGACUACAAUAGAAUCUACUACCAUCCACGAUCCGUCAACCCCAUUGUCACACACCAAAUGGACAAUGACAUUACGCCGUUCGACAAUUACACUAUUGGAAGACAAUCCUACCAAGACAAUGAGAAAGAAACAGACAUUUUUGAGGACAAUUUCAGGUUUUUCGUGGAAGAAUGUGAUCAUCUGCAAGGAUUCCAGAUCAUGACCGAUGUGGAUGAUGCGUUUGGUGGAUUUACAGAGGGAUUAUUGAACAGCAUUCGCGACGAAUUUGCAAAGACGCCCAUCAUGACUUAUGGUUUGAGUGAUUCUCAUGCGCAGUACAGAACAGAUCGCCACAAGCAAAAGAUCAUGCUGAACAGAGCAUUGAGCAUCACACGUCUGGCUGAUCUGUCGUCCAUCUACGUGCCUAUCUAUACACCAACACAGGCAUCCGUUCAAAAAUGUGGGUUAGCUCCUUUUAUACAGUUCAGCGAUUUGUCAAGAUACCAUACCAGCGCCAUCAUUGCAUCUGCCAUUGAAAGCAAUUCCUUGCCUUACAGACUGAAGUACAACCCAAUGACCAUGGCAGAUGCUGUCAGCAAGUUGAAUUGGGUGAGAAGCACAAGCUUGGCCUCGCUAUCCGUAUGUCUGCCUCUGCCUAUAUCCGAAAAGGGAUAUACAAACACAUUGGAAGACCAGCAGCAACUGAAGCCCACACUGCCCCUCUUGGAUCGCAUGUUAACACACAAUGCAAAGGAUGUAUAUGGUGAGGUUCUCGUUGCAAGAGGAUUGCCACCCAACAUGCGGCAGCAAACCGAGUAUUUGGAAAAGCUCUACUCGACUUUCAAAGAUAGCAAUGAUCCCCUCCAGGCACGAUUUAGUCUCGAUUGCGCAUUCCCUCUCUCAGAAACAUAUCCUCGUAUCUUUACAUCGCGAGUGAAUCAAGACGGCUUCAUCACAGACGGAGCAACUGUGGAACCCGCACAGUCUGUACCCGUAUUUACACAAUUUGAAUCUGGAUCUCUAUUGAAGGAAACAGUGGAUCACCAUUUAAGCAACCUGAACAAGAUUGCAUUCAAAGACUUUUUUGAAUACAGAAGCGCUGAUCUCUUUAUCGGAUAA
This is a messenger RNA of Mucor velutinosus, 1515 nucleotides long. RefSeq lists its product as uncharacterized. Gene Ontology annotation, biological process: mitochondrion organization. The coding region runs from base 1 to 1515 and encodes 504 amino acids. Gene Ontology annotation, cellular component: mitochondrion; cytoplasm. Lineage: Eukaryota; Fungi; Mucoromycota; Mucoromycetes; Mucorales; Mucoraceae. The record is from RefSeq and is a predicted model, not a curated record. The transcript has 6 exons.